AUGCAAGACGAAGAAAAAAUUUUAGAAUAAUUAAAAGAACUUGACAAAGCAUAAGACAAAAAUCCAGUAUACUCCAUUAAUCUAAUUUAAUUUAGGUCACCUUGGCAUCCCUAAAAAACCUAAAAUCAGCCAUCUAUAACAGAGAUGUGGAUUUAUAAACUGUAGUGAAAUUAAGAACUUUAAAUGAAACCACAUUGAAAUCAGAAAAUAUCAAAAUAUAUUUCUGCUCUCUCUGUGGAAAGAAGGCAAUAGGAGCAAAUAUAGGAUUAGAUACCCUUCCAACGAGAAGAUCAGAUAAUAGCAUUGCAAUCAAUUUAAAACAAAUUUUUAUAAGACUAUUUCUAAAAUAGGAAGGGAUUAAAUAUAUAAAGCGUUCGAAUUGUAUAAUUAUCCACCUUAUUAUUUUAAGGCGUAGAAAAACAGUAUCGGUGGUGUUGUGAAGAAUGCGGUGUUCAUGUAGCAUAUUAAUGUGUAAGCUAUGAAGAAGGAGCAGAAUUAAUUUAAGGGAAUUCAGAUAUCUAAUUAUCAAAUAAACCUUAUCUCUAUGUCCUUAAUGAUGCAAUUGUUUUAAAUUAAUAAUUUUCAAAAUUACAUAGUGAAAUAGCUAAACUUAAAGAUUAGAUGGAAUAUGAAUAAUUAAAAUGA
Molecule: messenger RNA, 645 nt
Organism: Paramecium octaurelia
Lineage: Eukaryota; Ciliophora; Oligohymenophorea; Peniculida; Parameciidae
Source: the annotation of a GenBank genome assembly